Prosopis cineraria is the source of this 1035-nucleotide messenger RNA. RefSeq lists its product as uncharacterized. The record is from RefSeq and is a predicted model, not a curated record. The transcript has 2 exons. NCBI's taxonomy places the organism in Eukaryota, Viridiplantae, Streptophyta, Magnoliopsida, Fabales, Fabaceae. The coding region runs from base 4 to 906 and encodes 300 amino acids.
UCUAUGGGGAAAAUCUGGGUUGAGGUAAGCCUCGUAUCUGCUCAUGGGCUCGGGCGUUCACCCUCGUUUUGGAAGCGUCAAUGGUUUGCCGUUGGAUGGAUCCAUCCUAACUGCAAAUACUGCACUAAGGUUGAUGAUUCUGGGAGUGAAAAUCCUGUUUGGAAAACCAAGUUUGCCGUUCUGGUUGAUGACUCUGAGUCCGAGAUCAACAUCCAAGAUCUAGUGUUGAACGUGGAAGUUCACAGUAUAGAUCCCAUAUUCCUCUCGGAAAAUAUUUAUGGAUCUGCAUCUGUUAUCAUCAAAGAGUUUCUAGCGAAGGAGGUUCCAAAUUCUGGGGCUUCUGUAAGGCCAGGGAAUGAGGAAGUUUGGAGCUACCAACUGCGAAAGAAGGAUUCCGACAAACCACGAGGCUUCAUUGAUAUUUCAAUUCGUGUAUUCGAGGAAAAGGAAUAUCAAAAUUCGAAUCCAGGUGUAAAAUGGAGAGGAAAGGAGAGAGGCAACUUGACUGCAGAAAAUGGAUCAGGGGACGUGUAUUGGCGGCAUUCGCCUCUGGCUUCACUCCAACGCCAGAAGAAUGAAACACAGAGCAACGUUCCCUGCUCGUAUCCAAGGCAGUUCCCUGCAAACGAUUCUGACACUGACCUAUAUGGGGAGGGACCCAGUUACGAACGACGUAAAACUCCUUCUCCACCACCCCCACCUUCAAAUGUUGGUUAUAUACCCACUUUUCUCCCCAGAAAUGAUUCUUUGCCAUCAUCAUCGCCUAGGGCAAAACCUCCUGAGAAUGUACCUCCAGGGUUGGCAAUGGGAGCUCUGUUAUUUGGGGAUGACUUCAUGUCUGGAUUUGACGUUCCUCCGGGCCUUGCCUCCGGUAGACUUACCAUACCCACUGUUCCUCCUUCCUGAACAAACAUCAAACUGCUUCUGUCAUAAAUAUUACUUGUUCUUUCCUAGAAUUAAUUAAUGCCAGUUUACUAACCGAGCUUAUAGAAAAAUUCUCCUAUGCUAUGAAUGAUCAGUAGCUACGUUCAAUCA